UCAGGGAUCCUCAUCGAAAACGCGGAAGAAAGCCUGAACAUCCUCCUCGAACUCCGCCCAUACUUCGCCAUCAGACGUCAUGGGAUAUACCCACCGACCUUGGUACACAAACUGCUGAGGCUCGUAGUCCAGCUCCGGGGACUCGGUGAACAUCCGAAAGCUGUUUUGCGAGGAGAUGAGGACCCCACCCAUUCUUUUCCGGUGAAGAUGCGGGUGCGCCUGUCGCUGAUGCCACCAUUGCCUCCGGAGCAUUUCCAUCGCGGGGAGCCAGUCGUCGGUGGUGUUUUUCCAGCACUUGAGGAUUACGAUCAAGACCCUUUGGUCGUUGCGCUGGAGGGGGUAGACUUCUAUGUUGUCGCACGGGGUGGAGAAGUUGUAUGGCAACGGGAAGCUUGCCAUUUUAAAGGUGAAGGUGGUUUACCUGGGGACUUAAGGUGUCAGAUAGAAGAAAGGCCUGGUGUGAGUCGACAGCUUCGUAUUAGCCGUAUUUAAAGUCCUGCGUUCCGAAUAUUGAAGUUUC
Aspergillus aculeatinus CBS 121060 is the source of this 520-nucleotide messenger RNA. RefSeq lists its product as uncharacterized. The record is from RefSeq and is a predicted model, not a curated record. The annotation marks the transcript as partial. NCBI's taxonomy places the organism in Eukaryota, Fungi, Ascomycota, Eurotiomycetes, Eurotiales, Aspergillaceae. The transcript has a single exon.